Molecule: messenger RNA, 348 nt
Organism: Plasmopara halstedii
Lineage: Eukaryota; Oomycota; Peronosporomycetes; Peronosporales; Peronosporaceae
Exons: 1
Coding region: 1-348 (115 amino acids)
Source: RefSeq, a predicted model, not a curated record
AUGUCGACGAAGAAUGAAGACAUCUUCGAAGACGUUGCAGCUAGAGUAGCGCGAGCAUACUUAACCAUCGGGAAGUGCUUGAUCCAGUCCUUACCUUGGUAUACAGUGAAUAACAGUGGGAAUUUUAAGUGGUCCAUUCUGACGCUCAGUCUGACUAUCGGCUUGGGCGCGACGAGCGGAUAUCUUUGCGAGAAUAUUCCAUGGUGCGCCAUCAAAACAGUCCAGAAUUUUGAUGUGAAUUUUGAAUCGCGAUCUGAAAGUAGCUGGAAUUUUGUAAUGUCAAUGAUGUCCAUGAGAAACAAAGUGGCGAUAUCUUUGGCAGUUGCAGUUGUAUGCAUCGGUAUGUAA